AUGGUAGAGUUUGACAUUAACAACUCGGUGCAUGUGUCCACGACACAUACAACGUUUUACGUGAAUGGCUUGCGCCAUCCGCGUGUACCCACCUUACUAGAGUAUAACUCUGGUUUAAGGGGGAAAGGGAGCAAAAACCGAUUUGUUUCACGCUCAUCACGCUCUGACGAAGAGGUCAUUGCGUUUGACGCCGAUAUCGAUAACAUCGAUAUCGAAGAAGAUGAUGCCAGUGAGAGUGCGGAAGCCCUCACUGAAGAAAAGGUUGAUGUUGCUGCAGUGCACUCACAGUGCACUGUAGCUAAUGAGUCAUCAGAUGAGUUCAUACUGGCUCGUGAAACGGUAGUCCGUUUUGUGCAAGACUCCAUCGCCGAAGCGGUGGAAAAGCAAAAGUAA
Messenger RNA from Peronospora matthiolae, 393 nucleotides. Lineage: Eukaryota; Oomycota; Peronosporomycetes; Peronosporales; Peronosporaceae. The record is from the annotation of a GenBank genome assembly.